CUUUUGGUUGCCUUCUGAUGGUUAAACAAUGACCAUUACCUCUACAAAACUAGUUGAUUAGUAAGGAUAAUCUCCCAUGAAGCUAGUAGAGAUUCAUGGAAACGGAUUCAGAGCUGCCGAGUGAAAUUAUUGGCUUUCAGAUACUUUCGAGGAUAUCCGCGAAGUCUCUGAUGCGCUUCAAAUCCGUAUGCAAGUCUUGGUCUUCUCUCAUCCGCAGCCCUUCCUUUGUCAAUGCCCAUCGAAAAUUCUACCGCAACAAGCACAGUCACCUCCUCCUCACCACCUGGGACGAAUCUGCGAGGCAGCAACACUUCUUUUCUGUACAAAUCAACCAAGAAGGAAGUCCAACUCUUGUCACCCACCUUCUAAAACUUCCAACACCGCCAGGUAAGAAUGUUGAACGUCUCUACGAAGCACUGAGUAUCAACGGCUUAGUCUGUCUUUACCUUUCUGACACCUUGUUUCCCAAUCAAACCGAUCACAACCAUCCUGUUCGAAUAUUCAAUCCGUGCACCCGAGAGUGUAUAGUUCUUCCUCAUGAUUUACCUGCGUACCGCACCAUCCGUGUUACGCACCACUUUGGGUUCAGUUCUCAGACGAACGAGUAUAAGGUCCUUCAAGUGAAAAGGUUUCAGCCUCUAAAUUCGACAAGGGACAUGAGUUUCAUGGUCAAGAUUUUCAAACUAGGUACAAGUUCAUGGAGACGGAUAGAGGCAGACAUUCACGAUCUCCCAUUUGAUCCGCUGAAGUGCCAGUUUGAAAGGAGAAGUGUGUGCGUCUAUGGAGCCAUACAUUGGAUGCAUGACUCAACACAAAAUAUCAUCGCGGUUUUCGACCUUAAAGAUGAGAGAUUCAGAGCCAUCCCACUCCCUGAAGACUACGAUUACAGAAUUCAUGGUAUUAACGAUAAGCUUGGGAACAUAUUUGAAAUGGAAGGGUGUUUGGCUCUAAUAGGUGACAAACAGUUGAGGCAGAUGAAUACAAUGGAAUUGUGGAUUUUGAAGGACUACCAAAACCAGGUGUGGGUUAAGGAAACUAUCACCUUUCCGUUUAGUUGGAGAGAGUUAGUGUACCCUGUUCCUUUCUAUACAAUUCACACCGGUGAGCUCCUCCUCCUCCAAUCUUCAAGAUUACUCCGGCAAGAUUCGUCAGAAGCAAGGGUGCUUUUUUACAAUUUGAAGAGUAGAAGUUUUAGAAGUGAAAGUGUUUUUCCAGAAUCGAUACUUCCUAAUGAUAUUCGGUUGAAGUUACUUGCUCAUUAUGAUGACAGUAUUGUCCCUUUAAGGUGAGAUGACUUAUUUCAUCCUCAAGCUUCAAUUCAAUAUUUUUCUUUUGAGUUGCAACUUUGUACAUCUGUUAAAAAGAAUGCAUUUGAAGAAAGAUAACCUAACCUAAUUAAGGUUCAGUGUUUUAACAUUU
Messenger RNA from Pyrus x bretschneideri (Chinese white pear), 1419 nucleotides. RefSeq names its product F-box protein At1g30790. NCBI's taxonomy places the organism in Eukaryota, Viridiplantae, Streptophyta, Magnoliopsida, Rosales, Rosaceae. The record is from RefSeq and is a predicted model, not a curated record. Bases 96 to 1289 code for a protein of 397 amino acids. The transcript has a single exon. Gene Ontology annotation, molecular function: protein binding.